Molecule: messenger RNA, 1787 nt
Organism: Glycine soja
Lineage: Eukaryota; Viridiplantae; Streptophyta; Magnoliopsida; Fabales; Fabaceae
Product: 7-hydroxymethyl chlorophyll a reductase, chloroplastic-like
Exons: 16
Coding region: 1-1497 (498 amino acids)
Biological process (GO): chlorophyll cycle
Cellular component (GO): chloroplast
Molecular function (GO): 7-hydroxymethyl chlorophyll a reductase activity
Source: RefSeq, a predicted model, not a curated record
AUGAAUCAAAUCAAAAUCUGCUUGCCUAUACUGAAUCAGGUUGGAGGAGGGACAAGGAUGACAGGAAGAGCAUUGCGGCCUAUGUGUUCCAUGUAUGGUGGAGCUCUAAUAUCAUGGAGCUCGAAGAAAGAAGAUCCAGUAGCAUUAUCUACCUAUGAAGCUGAGUAUAUAGCAGCUUCCCUUGGAGCAUGUCAAGGUCUAUGGUUGAGAAAAAUGCUAAAAGAAAUGAAGAUUCAAAAGAAGGAACCAGUUUGCUUGCUGAUUGAUAAUAAGUCAGCAAUCAGUCUUGCUAAGAACCUAGUAAAUUAUGGGAACAACAAGCACAUUGAUACUAGGUAUCAUUUUAUCAGGGACAAAGUUAACAAAGGAAAGAUCAAGCUCAUCUACAGCAAAUCAAAAGAUAAUCUUGCUGAUUUACUGACAAAACCAUUGAAGAAAGCCAAGUUUGAAGAACUGAGAAAAUUCAUUCUGUUUAUAGGAGCUCAAUGGACUGGGAUAGUAACAACCAUUGCAAUAGAAAUGCUUAAAUCAGGCAUGGUGGAGGCUGUCAUUUGUGUACAAAGUGAUCCUGAUGACAAAUUUUCUCCUAGACUUGUUUUAGCAAGGACACCAGAAGAAGUGUUGGCUGCUAAAGGUGUCAAGCCAACAUUGUCACCUAACCUCAAUACUCUCGCACUUGUUGAGGCUGCAGGUGUCAAGCGUCUUCUUUUCUGUGUUGUAGGUUGCCAGGUGCAGGCAUUAAGAUCUGUGGAGCACCACCUGAAUUUGGAUAAGCUCUAUAUUGGAUGUAUAAAGGUUUUUUCUGGUUCCACAGUGGACAAUGGUACUAGGGAAGGGCUGGAUAAGUUUCUAAAAGCUGCGAGCCAAUCACCAGAAACAGUUCUACAUUAUGAGUUUAUGCAAGAUUACAAGGUUCACUUGAAGCAUUUGGAUGGUCAUCUUAAACAAGUUCCUUAUUUUUGUCUGCCAACAAAUGAUUUGGUUGAUGUUAUUGCCCCAUCUUGUUACAGUUGUUUUGACUAUACAAAUGCUUUAGUUGACUUAGUGGUUGGAUAUAUGGGUGUGCCAAAACAUUCUGGAAUCGGCAUGACACAACAUCCACAAUAUGUUACAGUCAGGAAUAAACGUGGAAGAGAGAUGUUGAGUCUUAUAGAGAAAUUACUGGAGAUUACUCCAACAAUUAGUACUGGGAAUAGGCGACCAUUUGUCAUGGAGACUGUUAAGGCUGAUGAUGAAGCUAAGUUAGGAAGAGGUCCCUCUCAGCCUGCCCCAAAGUUUAUUGGAAGUUUGUUGGCUUUUAUACUAAACUUGGUUGGUCCAAAGGGUCUUGAAUUUGCACGCUAUUCACUUGAUUAUCAUACCAUUCACAACUAUCUUCAUGUGAAUCGUAUGUGGGGAAAGGAAAGGGCUGAUAAGCACAUGCCUACAUAUGCUAAGAAAAUUGUGGAUUCUUACAACCAAAAUGGUCAAAUUGAGAAGAUGCUUUCUAACAAGUGAUUCUAACAGAUUAAAAGCUUCCAAUCAGUGGCAUAGGUGACUUCAAAGUAUGCAUUGAGUCUAUGUCAUUGGAAAUGAUCAGGAGGUCAUAACUAAGCCUAUAUUUUGAUAAAGCUUGUUCAAUGAAUUCCACAGAUUCAAAGAGAAGUGAUUAGCAGGUUGGACAACUCUUGAUUCAUAUAAAAGUAUUUAGGAUAGCGUACUCAGCAAAUAUGAAGAUUUAAAUACGAACUUGCUCAUUAGUCUACUCAUUUUUUAGCUUUGCAAAACUGCCUUUCGAGUUGUAUAAC